AUGUACCUCAUCGACCGAUGUGGAAACUGGAGUAAGAGAAGAGGAUGUCGCGGAAGUCUUUCUGUAUCGCGCAAAGAACCUCCCGUUGAUAUGGUUCUUGCACCAUUUGGACGUCUCUCAGUUGAUCUCAAGAACGCCGACGACGUAGUGAUAUUCGCCCUAAACUGCGCGAACUUGCAGAAGAAUUUGCGUCGGAAUCAGCUGUUGCCUACGGUUCGCAACCCUAUCCUGAUAAAUGCAAGGAAACGACGGGAAUCAGGAUGGUCGGACAAUCUAUCGUGGAUGAGUUCUGUUAUUUGGGCGAUGUGCUGA
Necator americanus (New World hookworm) is the source of this 312-nucleotide messenger RNA. RefSeq lists its product as uncharacterized. The transcript has a single exon. Bases 1 to 312 code for a protein of 103 amino acids. Lineage: Eukaryota; Metazoa; Nematoda; Chromadorea; Rhabditida; Ancylostomatidae. The record is from RefSeq and is a predicted model, not a curated record.